Molecule: messenger RNA, 2513 nt
Organism: Apis dorsata (giant honeybee)
Lineage: Eukaryota; Metazoa; Arthropoda; Insecta; Hymenoptera; Apidae
Product: hydrocephalus-inducing protein homolog
Exons: 8
Coding region: 382-2460 (692 amino acids)
Biological process (GO): cilium movement; axonemal central apparatus assembly
Cellular component (GO): axoneme
Source: RefSeq, a predicted model, not a curated record
UGAAUCCGCCCACCUUAUUUACCAGGAUGGAAUUGAAACGGAUGGAAGAAAGUGCAAAUACAGUCGCACGCAACGUGGCUCUCUUGAACGUUCUACGAUCCAACAUUUACACUGUCAAUUUAAUUUCAAUUAAAUUGCGUUUGAUAUCUUUGCAUAUUUUCCUUUCGUCAAAUUCCCCGAUCUUAAAUAUUUUUCCAGGGGAUUAAUCGACUGCAAAUGGGAGACAAGAUUAGUGGGCGCUCCUCGGAAGAAGCGGAAGGAAUAUUAUCCAUUUUACGUCGACUACGACUCGAAUCGCAGUGCACCGGGCCAUUUUGAAAUCGUUCGCGUGUAUUUCAAGCCUCGAAAGACGGUAGGAAUAGAAAGAAAGAAAAAAACGAUAUGCAAAUUUUUUGGCAAGCAAUUUCCUUUUCAUCGAAAAAGUUUAUCGUUCCACAGUGCUACAUAGAAACGAAAUUGAACAUAAUCGUGGACAUGAGCCUCGAAAUGCCCGUUAUCUCGCUGACCGGACGUGGAAUCGAAAAGAGUUUAAAUAUAAUCAAGUCCAAGAUACAUUUCAACCCCGUUAUUCCGUUUACGGUAAUCCAAGAAAUCGAUUUCACGAUUGAAAAUACGUGCCAUUAUCCCGUGGAGUUCUUUUGGCAUCAUUUGGACGAAAAUUUUCAGUUGGAGGAAGAUAUAAAGAAAACUCUGUUGCAAUAUUACAACAUGAAGGAAAUACUGUUGCCUCUGAAGAAGCCUGGCGAGCCGAUGAUACCAUGGCAAUUGGUAAAAUUUUACAAAGAGAUAUUGAACGAAAUGGCCCAGUCGUUAAUUACGGACAAGAUGGAGGAAGAGGAUCGAUUUGGCGAGGAAUUUUUCACCUUCGAGAGCGUCGAGAAGGACACGACGAAGAAGAGCGAAAAGAAAGGGUACAAGUUAUCAAGGAAGAGAAAGAAACGGAGAGGAAUGAAUCAGUACGGGAAGAGAACGAGUAUUCGUGGAUCUAGUCGUCGUCGAAAGAAGAAUGAGAUUGCCAGCGAUUUGUCCACCACGGAUUCGGAAAGGAGGAACUGCCCUACCUUUUCAAUUUUUGAUGAAACACUGCUGAACGAUGUUCCCCUACCCACCACAGAUCCCGAGGAAAUUCAACGUCUUCUCUUCUGUUACAUCGACAAUCUCCAUAAGAAUCCAGAUUUACGGUUGAAAAUGAAAGAUCCGGUGAAGGAACUUUUCGAGAGCAUGGAGAAAAAAUCGGAAAUCGAUAUUUCAGAUUUGGAAAAGAAAUUUCCCGAGAAGAAAGUCUGCAUCAUUUUUCAUGGAGCACCUUUUACGGAGUAUCAAGAGACUGCGUGCAAAAGCGCCAAAGUCUUGGGAAUUCCUAUUCUCGGCAUCGAUAAAGCGAUCACCGAAAUAAUUGCGUUCAACAAGAGCACGUGCGCGAUUCAGCUUCGACAGAUCAUCGACGACGUCUAUCAAAAAUACAUCGAGGCUUUUGAGAAAUCGAAGCAAUAUUUGGAGCAGGAAAGCACCGACAUCGAAUCAGAGUCGAGCAAAAAGGCGUCGACCAAAGAAACUUCGAGUAGAAAAAAGAAUUCUCGGAAAGAGAAAUCGUCGAAAAGUUCGUCGAAAAAGAACACGUCGCCGAUAUCUACCAAGAACGAAGUGUCGAUGUUGCAAGAAGCGAUCAUUCGGCUUCCCCCGGAUCCCGAUCCCAUCACGGAAUUUUCUAAAAUUCCGCCCACCGAGAAAUUGGAGUUGCUCGACCCUUUGACGAGAUACGAGUACAAGAUUCAAAGUGUUUUAUUGCUCGAGAAAAUACUCGAUCUUCGCGAAUCGCCCAAACUGAAAGGGAAGAGUCCGAGGAAAAAGGAGGAAAUCGUUUCUUUCUCGUUCCGUGACAUUGAUCCCGAAUUAAUAAUCGAAGUUCUUCAACAAAGAUUGUCUUCGGAGGAUUUCAAACGAGGUUUCGUCGUGCAAAGUUUGAAGAGCAAUUUCUUCCAAAAUAACGUGUUCGAGGCUUUGCUCGCUGUGUUGCGGAUCGUCGGUUACAUCGAAUACUUCCUAUUCGUCACGUUUCUUAACUCGAUGAAUUGCUACGAGAACAAAGUCGAGCAACGCACGAAAGAAAUCGAGAAGGAAAAGCCCGAUCCGAAGCAAAGGAUACGGGAAAUCGACGAGAUGUCGGCAUCCGAAUACGAUCAACUUUCCAACGAGGAUAAGAAGAUGUACAUAGAUACCAUUCUACCCCGUAAAAAGGAGGAGGCGGCUCGUAGGCGAACUCGAUUUAUGGAACGGAUGAUAGAACGUACAAAGAGGAAGGAAGUUCCGAAAAUAAAGAUAUCCAAACGGGUGUCGAAACGGAGCACGAAAACGCCGAAGACAGUAAAGGAAGUUAGUAAAACCUCGAAGAUAACCUCCAGCAAACAAGAGACGAGUAAAGUAACGAGGAGUAGAGACAGUUCGAGACGAAGUAAUUAAUAGAAUCUGAACGGAAUAAGCGUGAAUAUGUGUCGUGAAUUACGAUCUCUCUC